Mercenaria mercenaria is the source of this 1448-nucleotide messenger RNA. RefSeq names its product T-cell-specific guanine nucleotide triphosphate-binding protein 2-like. Gene Ontology annotation, cellular component: membrane. Lineage: Eukaryota; Metazoa; Mollusca; Bivalvia; Venerida; Veneridae. The transcript is spliced from 2 exons. Gene Ontology annotation, molecular function: GTP binding; GTPase activity. The record is from RefSeq and is a predicted model, not a curated record. Bases 96 to 1343 code for a protein of 415 amino acids.
AAAUGUAGUAAACUAGAACAGUCUAUAGUUGAUAAGAGCCAGUUACUUACAUAAACCAAAUGAAAUAGUCACAUGGUUGGACAGGGAAAACGAAGAUGGCAUCAUCAGGGCCUGAUCAAUCCGGAAGGAACGUUUCAAGCAUUCCUGAUCCAUUAGAACAUGAGGUAAACGAAGCUUACAAGAAACGUGGUAUACCAGGUUUAAAAGAGGCCGUGGAAAGAAAACUAAAUUUAUGGAAGACGGUUCCUCUAAACAUUGCUAUUACAGGAGACAGUGGUGCUGGAAAAUCAUGCUACAUAAAUGCCUUACGUGGCAUGACAGCCGAUGAUAAGGAAGCUGCUCCAGUUGGAGUCGUUCAAACAACUGCCGAGGUUAAACAAUAUCCGCAUCCGGAACACAAAAACUUAAUACUUUGGGAUUUGCCGGGGGUAGGAACUCCAGAGUUUACCAGAGACAGCUAUCUUGCGAAAACAAAUUUUGAAAGAUACGAUUUCUUUCUGGUAUUCACAUCAUGUCGAUUUACAGAGAACGAUAUGUGGCUGGCUCAGCAGAUUAGGCAGACAGGAAAAAGCUUUUAUUUCAUCAGAACUAAAAUAGACUCUGAUAUAUCGAACAAUAAGCAAUCACAUCCAAGAACCCAUUCAAGGGUUCAGGUCUUGCAUACAGUACGUUCUGAUUGUAUGAACCAGUUGCAAAACAAAGGAUUUACAAACCCGGAAGUAUUCAUCAUCAGUAACUUUGAUGUAAACGAGUUUGACUUCGGACAAUUGUCGGAACGCCUCAUUCAAGAUGCUCCUGACAUCAAACGGGAAGCUUUAACACUUUCGUUAACCAUUCUUACCGAAAACAUAAUCAGAGCAAAAGAAAGUUAUCUAAGGAAAAGAAUAUUUAUAGUUUCCAUUGCAUCUGCUGCAGCUGCUGCAGUUCCAAUACCAGGCGUAGAAUAUGUCGUCGAUACCGCUAUACUACUGAAAGAAACUGAGUUUUAUCGCAAGCAGCUACGGCUCGAUAACACCUCUGUCCAAGAAAAUGCUGCAGCAUUAAAUAUUUCACUUAGCGAAUUGCAAAAGAGACUUAAUUUAGAAAGCCAGACAAUUCCUGGUACUGCUAGAGGACUUCUUGCUUUUUUUGUAAGCCUUCAACUAUCAACUAUAGCUAAAACCGUUCUAAAGGUUGCACUUCCGUUCGUCAGCUGGAAGAUUUCCUCCGGAUUGUCUUAUGGAGUCCAGGUGUUCUGUUUAAAUAACAUCUUAGAUAUUAUGGUAAAUGACGCAUUGCGUAUUAAUGCGGCAAUGAACAUCGUCUUUGCUAGAAAUACCAUGGAAGUUAUUCAAAGGACAUAAACUGAAGACAACAGAGAAGAUUCGUUGUUACUACUAUAAUACACAUUUUUUGAAUGUUUGUCAAGAUUAAAGCUACCUUAUUUGAAUGAACUGCAUUACUUUUAA